GUGAGAAGCCUGUGUGCGGUGAGAGGGAGCUUAGUGGCGCUUCUCCGGUGCUGUGGCUCACGUUUUGGUACUAAAGGCCGAGACUGUCCUGGCGUCGACAGCGUCUGCGGCGAAGGCUCAGGCUCUCGGAGAGUGGUAGAGUACGGUCCAGAAACGGAGCUUCUGGUCAACCCAGGUGGACUCGGACGCCGGGACCUGCGAAUCGAAGGGCGCCCCGCGCCCCCUCUUCAUCCCCAUCGAGACAGUGAAGGGGUGGCGCGCGCCCGCCCCACCGCCUGCAGGGCGAGGGAGUCCUCGGGGUCCCCCGGCGCGACGGCGGGCGAGGAGGCGGUUGCAGGGCGGACGGAAGACGGACGGAAGAAUUUGAGAGAGUCGGACCGCACCGAGCAGGGAGCUUCGCAAGAUUCCAUCAUAAUGAAUGGAUCCAGCGUGGCAAAUACACCACCCAGUGUAAAAUCCAAAGAGGACCAGGGAUUAAAUGGGCAUGAUGAGAAGGAAAACCCAUUUGCAGAGUACAUGUGGAUGGAGAAUGAAGAGGAUUUCAACAGACAGGUGGAGGAGGAGCUGCAAGAGCAAGACUUCCUGGACCGCUGCUUUCAGGAGAUGCUAGAUGAGGAAGACAAAGACUGGUUCAUUCCAGCACGAGACCUGCCGCAGGCCAUGGGACAGUUGCAGCAGCAGUUAAAUGGACUGUCAGUCAGCGAUGGUCAUGAUUCUGAAGAUAUUUUGAGCAAAAGUAACCUGAACCCAGACGCCAAGGAGUUUAUUCCAGGAGUGAAGUACUGAUUCAAGAGACAGCUUCAAGGAGGACUUAUCUGUCCCCACAUCUGGGGAUCAUAAUGCACAAAAGGGCAGAGCUGAAGAGGGGAUGGGGUGGGCAGGGGGUGUGCAGCCGGGAUGGGGAAUGGUGGUUUAGAUGGAUACUGUGACUCUGAGUAGCUAAUGUGCUCAGUCUUACUACAAGCCUCUGAGUAUUUAUUUCUCUUUUGUUCUACUGACUUUCAUUUGGAGCAGUUUCCUGUUUUGUUUUGAGUUAGCUCUUUUGAGUUAAGGAAAUUGCAUUUUUUUUUCUUUUACCAAGAAUGUCCUGCUGUCUGUGUUUAAACAAAAUAAGCUGACCAAGUAAAGCAGGGUAUUUAAGAAAUACGCUUCUCACCUGUUGUGUGCAUACCAGGAGCAAGGAGCACCCGAGAUCUACUGGGGGAGUCUAUUAAGCUAGAUGGGAAGAGGGGCAAGCUGAAGAAACAGAUCACACAACGCAGAAUAGGAACCCCAGCUGCCCUGACCCUUGGAGUUUCCACAGUGCAGUAGGAUUCUCAGUGGCCCGCUGAGCUCCUGUCUCCCUGCGCUAAACCCCAUUGCAGAAAACAGUUAAAGUUCUUGGUUUAUGGUAACUCUUUGAUGGUUGGUGAAAGUUGUAAAUCAGAAAGGGGGGGAUUGUUACAGUGAUUGUCACUUCAGUCAUUUAGUAACUGUUGUCCUAUUCUUAAGCCUCUGUUUAUAGCUACGUUAGACCAUUAACAGGUGAAAGAGAUUUAGUGUUGAUUUUCCACCUAGACUCAUGGUAUCUUAAUUCCCCUGACUCUUCCACCCCAGGCCUCUUGUUUCUAAGGAAAGCUGUUACCAAAAGUAUAUGAGAGGCCUUCUGGCCAUCAGCUUAGCCUGGAGAAAUUAUCCUUGAAUCUUGUUUGUUGUGUCUUACAUUUAUUAGGACAACUUUUAUUAUUAUCAUCAUCAUCAUCACUAUUAUUAUUUUGCAAUCCCAUCAACACUUGGUUCUCCUGGUAUCUUAAUUUCCUCAAAAAUGUUGAUGCACUUUUUCAAAGACAUAUGCUUUUCAGGACACUAGCAAGAAGCUCAUUACACAAUGUGUAUGCUUCUUUUCACCUUACAGGAUUAUGCAAAAGAACUCAGAAAUGACUGAGUCCUGCUUGGCGCACAUGACUGAACCUGAUCCUCUGGGAUAGUUAAAGCUACUAUCAAAUAUUACUAUUCCCAUACACCCAGCUUUUUGAGUCUUCUAGGUUGACCUCUAUAAGGUGUGCUCCUGUUGUCUUCCAUGCCUAUAACUCACUGCAGUUUUUGUUGAUACUCCCAAGGAAUUAACCUGGGCACCAGGAGCUGCCUUUAUGUACAGAUAUGUAGAUGCCAGUGUCAUGUGUGAAAGAGAAUGUGUCCAGUUCUGGUCAUUCUUUUAGGACAAGGGCUUGCAGAGGCUUGAGAAGGUAGUGGCCUUUGUGUGACUGCUACUGGGCUGGGUGAUAGGCCUAUGAGGGAAAAGUCAUGUAAUUUGAAAUAAAGUCGGUGUAAAUUCAGCAUGUAGAUGUAAGACAGAGGUUGGAAGGAAAGGACUAAGGUAUGGAAAGUGGACAAGAUUCUUGUUCUUACGAACCCCCUUGUUGACUUGUUUUUUGCAGUGUGAGGGAUUGAACCUAGAGCCUUGCACAUGCUAGGAAAUGUAUUUUCCUACUGAAAUACACUCCAGCCCCUUAUUGACUUUUUUUGAAUAGGUACAGACUAAUGCCAGAUUCAAAAUAUAAACCUACAUCUUCUCCCCCAUUCAGUCUAUAAGGUGGCAUCAUUAGGUCGUGUGUCAUCGGAGAGUAGCUUAGGGAACUUGCAUUGCCACACCUGCACGUUAAUUCCCAAAGCCUCUGCCUUGAGAGAGUGCAACGGUUCAUUCUUUUUCAAGGAGGACUCUGAAUAAAGAAACAUUGUUAUUCUAA
Molecule: messenger RNA, 2726 nt
Organism: Chinchilla lanigera (long-tailed chinchilla)
Lineage: Eukaryota; Metazoa; Chordata; Mammalia; Rodentia; Chinchillidae
Gene: Paip2b
Product: poly(A) binding protein interacting protein 2B
Exons: 5
Coding region: 415-786 (123 amino acids)
Biological process (GO): negative regulation of translational initiation
Cellular component (GO): cytoplasm
Molecular function (GO): mRNA regulatory element binding translation repressor activity
Source: RefSeq, a predicted model, not a curated record